AUGGCAUCCUAUGAUGCAUCGGAUGCUGAUACCAUCGACGGUCUUCUUCAGUUUCCCGUUUCGAAACGAAAUCAUGCUGGCAAAAUUAUCUACGUCGACAAGAGAGCGCAAGAAGAAGUUAUACUCUACAAUUCUGACGGAUAUCGAGCAUUACUUGAUCUUAAAUAUGGACGAAUGGGCGGUGGUUAUGCCAUACCCGAAUUCGGACUAGCCUAUGUACGUGAUAUACGUUUCUUUCGUGAAGAUACUGACGAAUGCCGUCUGGCUGAUAUGAUGGUUUCUGCAUGCUACUGUAUGGCAGCAGCUGAACUUUAUCCAAAUCCGAGAACAACGGACGAGCAAGGUCUUUAA
Molecule: messenger RNA, 351 nt
Organism: Rotaria sp. Silwood1
Lineage: Eukaryota; Metazoa; Rotifera; Eurotatoria; Philodinida; Philodinidae
Source: the annotation of a GenBank genome assembly